UGAAGAUUUAUGAAAUAAUUAUAGCAUCAAAAGACAAUUAAAUACGUUAUUAUUUAUUUAUCGUUUAUUAAUUUUACUGUUUUAUAUUCAAAAAACACAGCCAUUGUUUUGAAGUUGGCAGUAGUUAAAGACCGCGCACUUAUUUACGUCAAAAUUUGCUGGAAUCAAAACAUGGUGGUAAACAAUUUGUGUGUGCAAAUGUUAUUUCUUAGUGUUAUAUGAUGCAAAACUAAAUUUUUAUACAUGCUCAGUGCAAAUUAAAUCAGUUAUAAAUGUUCGCGUUUAAAAAAUGUCCGCCACAAAGAGGAGCAGACGACCUCCAAAAAGAUUUGUAGAAUUGAACGAUGAUCCACCAAAAUGUAGUACAAAACCCAAACCUGAUAAAGAUCUCGUACUUAAAAUACUACCAUUAGAAUACACACCUUUAAAGACAAUGUAUUUCAAUAUUCUAAAUGCUGGAUCGCAAAAUGAGGAAGUCUUAGCAAAUUCAGAUAACAUAACCAAAAUGAGUGAGGGCUCCAAAACUGUGGAAACCAUCACCAUUGUUGAUAUAAAUGAAAUUAAAAACAGAGGUAGUAGAAAGAGAACGUUAAAGACUAAUACAAAUGAUGGUACAAAAGUUUCCACACCAAGAAAUAUAUCGUCAACAGAAAAAAUUAGACCAAAAGCGGUCAAAACCAGGAUAAUAACACCAUCGGAAUCUAAUUAUAAGUCUGAUACAAACCUAAAGAGCCCAAUAACACAAAACACUGGACCUAUAAAAAUAGCUAAUGUGCGGACCAUAACAACAGAUGAUAUCCAAUCCAUGUAUAAAAAAGGUAGUGACAUAACAAAAUCAGUAACAAUUACUCCAGUAGUAUCCAGUACACAAAACACCAAUAAAACUAGUUCCAUUACCACUCCAAAUAGAAAGUUAUUAACUACAAAAGACAGCCCGGUGACUGCUAUUGUACUAAAGACAAAACCCAUAAUUCGUCCGGUGUGUAGUGAGAAGCUAGGUUUAAAACCGUUGAACAUAACUGAACCAAUAGUAAUAGACGAUGAUGAAAUUGUGAGUAAAGACAACCCGGUGAGUGAUAAAAAUGGAACAGUAGGCAAAGAUUCACAACCAGAAACCAAUAAACAACCACAAUCAAUUCAUUUAGGGCAGUCGGUUAUAACAAUUGAUGAAAAUGGGUCUGUGCGUGUUGAAAUAUCAGAAACCAAUGUGCAAAAUGAUAAACCUGGUGCUACAGUAAAUAAUAGUUCAAAAGUAACCAAUGACAGCAGUUCAAAAGUAACUAAUGACAGCAGUUCAAAAGUAACUAAUGAGAGCAGUUCAAAAGUAACUAAUGAGAGCAGUUCAAAAGUAACUAAUGACAGCAGUUCAGACAAAGUUAGCAAAAAGCUUGAUGAAAAUGAGUCUAUUGUUAUAGAUGAUGAAGACGAUGAGCCAAUAAUACAAAAUAAAGAUGCAAAUAAAGAUAAACUGACAUCAGAGUCCAUUAUCUCACCUGUGAAACGGAUCAAGGGUGUGAUAAAAAAAGGUAACAGAAGAUUUAUCAUCACCGGUAGAAGAGAGCCGAUAAAAUUAGAUAAAGGUGGACUGGUGAACAGAAUGAUUGCAAAAAUUAAACCUGUGUUGCAAAAAGAACCGGAAGUCCAACCGGUUGUAACAGAUCUGAGUGCAAAAUAUGAUAAAAGAUUCUUCUCGUCUUAUGUGAACUUGAAGAUGAUAAAUUUUAAUCAGUAUGACAAAGUUAGUGACCAAACGUACAAGUUGAAGAGGGAGAAAAGAGUGAAUUUUGCUAGUGAUACUUUGGUUGUUCCAAGGACCCCAAAAAGAAAACUUGAUGUUGACGAAACGGUGUCACCAAAAAGAAGAAAACAAGAUCCGCCACAAUUAGAGGAUGUUAUAGAACCAGAAGCGCAUGUUAUAGAACCAGUAACAAAUCCUCUUAUCCCUGAUUCGACUUCCAAACUCUACGGGUUGAUUCUAGAGAAGCAGCAAAACAAUGACUUCACAGAUCCCUUUGAGGCCCCACGCAAGAACUUUCCGUUUGAGAGUGUUGCUUAUCGAAUAAGCAAAAUGAAGAAUGGAAUUAAAAUGCCUUCGCACCAGUGGUGUUGCUCCCUACGCCACAACAUAGUCACAGCAAAGCCCAGCACAAACAGAGCCAUUGGUAGCUUCCAAUUAGGAGGCAGAGAAACCAUCAUGUACUACGACGAGAGUGACAUCAUUAAAUACGUCAGUACAUUUUCUGAAAUAAUUAAAAUGUCCAGCUUCAGUUUCAAACGUUACAAACUGAUAUACGCAAAUGAAAGUGUCUCAUCAGAAGUAGAUAGAAAAGUUACAAUUUUUAAAAAUGGUGAUUAUACAAUUAGUAUGGAUGGCAUUUCGAUAAGACUCUGUGCAGCGCCUUUGAAAGUGAGGGAUGUGAAAGAUAUCGAAAUUCUUUUAGAUAUUAUUGAUCAUAUUAAUUUGAAACAUGAUUUAAUCAUAGCAUAG
Molecule: messenger RNA, 2488 nt
Organism: Ctenocephalides felis (cat flea)
Lineage: Eukaryota; Metazoa; Arthropoda; Insecta; Siphonaptera; Pulicidae
Exons: 2
Coding region: 290-2488 (732 amino acids)
Source: RefSeq, a predicted model, not a curated record